This is a messenger RNA of Podospora pseudocomata, 738 nucleotides long. RefSeq lists its product as uncharacterized. NCBI's taxonomy places the organism in Eukaryota, Fungi, Ascomycota, Sordariomycetes, Sordariales, Podosporaceae. The transcript has a single exon. Bases 1 to 738 code for a protein of 245 amino acids. Gene Ontology annotation, molecular function: oxidoreductase activity, acting on the CH-OH group of donors, NAD or NADP as acceptor. The record is from RefSeq and is a predicted model, not a curated record.
AUGUCAGUCUACGUCGUCACCGGAACAAACCGCGGUAUUGGGUUGGAAUUCAUCCGCCAACUGUCACAAGACCACACCAACAUCGUUGUCGCUUGUGUCCGCUCCCCCACCUCCGAUGUCGGCAAUUUGCAGUCCGUGAUCGAGGAAUCCAAGAAUCACAAUGCCAUCAUACUGGACUGCGAUAUUUCCUCAGCAGAGUCGAUCAACCGGUUUGUAGAAACGUUGGGAAAGCAAAAGAUUUUGGCGGACCAAAAAGUAGACUUCUUGAUUCACAAUGCCGCUCUGAACCUCAAACCAGAGAUGAACUCGUUGAACCUUGAGCCUGAUGUUGUCCAUCAAAUGAUCACCGCCAACGUUCUCGGUCCGGCUCUCCUUACUUCGGCAUUGCUCACGGCCAAACUGCUAUCGCCAAAAGUGAGAAUCUUCCACAUCUCUUCGGGUUUGGGAAGCAUGGCUGUGAGUCUUGACCACAAGCCACGACAGAGUGCAGGCUACUCCAUCAGCAAGGCUGCUCUCAACAUGCUUGCCGUCCACCAAGCAGAGGACAUCAAAUCGCACCUCCCAGGGGCAGUUGUGGCACUGGUGGAUCCGGGCUGGGUGAAGACGGACAUGGGCGGGAAAAAUGCCAUAUACGAGCCCAGUGAGAGCGUUGGCAAUAUGCUCAAGAUUCUGCACGACCUAAAGGAGUCAAACAAUGGGGAGUAUUUUCAUCACUCUGGCAGAAAUGUGCCCUGGUGA